AUGUUUCCUUCAUUAUUAGCAUUGAAUUGGAUUGCAAUUCUCGUUGCUACUUUGUGUGCUUCCUUUUUGGGUGGUUUGUGGUUUACUGCACUCUUUGGGAGGGUCUAUGCAGAAGCAUUGGGAAGAAGAUAUCAACCAGAGAAUAAACUAGCACCAAUCUUUAUAAUUGGACCUUUGAUUUGUACAGUUGUGACCACCAUUACGAGUAGUAUGAUGGUUGAAGCAUUCAACAUCAAUUCAAUUGCUGAUGGUUUUCUGUUUGGUGCUUUGGUUGGAUUUGGAUUCUUGGCAAUGACAACUGUGAAUACUGCAAUUAAUCCAAAUAUGCCAAGACCUUUAUUUUAUGGAUUGAUUAGUGGUUGUUACUUCUUCCUAGCUGGAAUUAUUAUCAAUGUUGUGCUUGUAGCUUUUCGUCAAUAA
Naegleria gruberi is the source of this 420-nucleotide messenger RNA. RefSeq lists its product as uncharacterized. The record is from RefSeq and is a predicted model, not a curated record. NCBI's taxonomy places the organism in Eukaryota, Heterolobosea, Eutetramitea, Acrasida, Naegleriidae. The coding region runs from base 1 to 420 and encodes 139 amino acids. The transcript has a single exon.